Molecule: messenger RNA, 5793 nt
Organism: Oryzias latipes (Japanese medaka)
Lineage: Eukaryota; Metazoa; Chordata; Actinopteri; Beloniformes; Adrianichthyidae
Product: hormonally up-regulated neu tumor-associated kinase homolog A
Biological process (GO): intracellular signal transduction; protein phosphorylation
Cellular component (GO): cytoplasm
Molecular function (GO): ATP binding; protein serine/threonine kinase activity
Source: RefSeq, a predicted model, not a curated record
UUGCUGUUUUUUUUUAAUGCAAUUUGUCAUAAGACAGCAAAUUUUUGGGGUAAAAGCCAAACUUUUAUGUCCACAUUUGAAGAACCGUUAAAGACGGUUCUUCAACCAAGAUAUAUAACUUCCAUUAAAAACCUUGCAGACUAUAAACUACAUCGCUGUGAAACACAUCAUGCUGUGCCACCAGAAGAACAUUCAGCUCCCCUCGCUUUUAUCCCUGAAACACUAGAAAGAAAUGAGAGGCAGAGAGAUGUUGAGGAGGCGGGGGCCGGCCGUGUCUGUUUCUACUGUGGUUUUGGGGAGUUAUUUGGUGUUAAAAUAUGCCUUAAUGGUUGCCGAGGAUCCAUUUAUUACAGACAGGAAGCGAAAAAAAAUUGGGUUUCUCCUCUCAUUUAACAAGACCGCCAAGAUGCAAGUCCGAGCCAGCAUUCCUCUGCACCGCUGCUGCACUAAAACAUUUGGACUCAGUCUGAAGCCAGUCGAUUGUGUGCAUUUGUGUUGACGGGGAAAAUGUAUAAUUUUAACAAUAUAAACACCUUGAGGUGCUUUAAGAGACACUUUUUGAAACCUGUGAGCUCACACACAAAAAGAUUGAGGUUUGACCGCUCAAACACACACUGAACAGCAGUGAUGCUGACAAAGCAGACCUCCUGAGGGCUUAUUAUUUCUCUUUUGUUUUGCUGAGGCUUGGCUUCUCUCCUUCUCACUCAUCAAACUCGUUCGUUCCUUCAUUCCUUGAAUGCAACACUUCCCGUCUUCCGUCCUUCUUUCGUUUCUUUCCUCCUCUGUGCUCUCACAGCCAGACAAAGCCAGACAGCCUUUAGGCAUUAGGAAGGCUGCGUUAACACCUUCUCUGGUGCACAAGCCAAGGUCCUAAGACCUGUUAAUGAUGUGUAGGGCUUCUGGUGUGAAGGUGAAUGCAAUGUUCUGGAAAGAGCUUUUCUUUUUUUGACAUCUGCUCUUGUGGAGCAAACAGCCGCAUCUGUGCUUUGGGGGUUUUUGGACCCUAUUUCACCUUAAAUUGUCUCGAAAUGUGAGGGUUUACAACUGUGGGGUUUAGCUGAGGUUACUGUUUGGUCUGAAGGAGUUGUUCAGCAAGGAGAUGUCUAAAACUGAAAAGCUGCGCCGCUCUCAAAGGUUGUGUGAGGUCAUGGGUUCUGGGGGGAUUGUAGAGACUUUUUCUCUCUUUUUCCCAGAUGACUGAGAUGGAAAAUGACGUUUCAUCCUGAACUUUAGUGCUCACUGACAAGAGAUCAGAUAGGAAGACCAAUUCAAUAAGAAGAGAUCUUAGGAACGUGAAUAAAGAUUUAAGUGUGAUCCAGAAAUCUGGAUAAAAUAGUCCAUAGUCUUCUGGCGAUUAGGCUCUGGACAGAUGACGUCUUUAUUCUGGCUGGAUUGGCUCGGAUCAUAGACGGAUAAACACCAGAGCCUUGAUGCUGAUGGUGGCAGAGGUCAGCCCAUGACACAAUAUUGGUCCAGGUGGAGAGGUAGAGAGAUAAACAUCCAUGAAUUUCAAAAGCAGAAAUAUGAUUGUGAUUGGCUGAGAAAAGAAGGCGGGGAAUAUAGCUAUUGGUUUAGAGUGAAGGCUUAGUUGAUGAGUGAGUUUACCCGGAAGUGAGGUAGAUCUUCUUUAUUUUCGUGCCGUUCAGACACCUUCGUGUGUUAAAUGGCACAAACUGAACAAAUUAGGAAUUUCAAGCUGAGACAUUACCAUCAAUCUGUCAGUCGAAAACAAAUAAAAAUUAAAAAACACCCCCUUUGAGCUAUUUCUAACUUAAAAAAUAAACUAAAGUUUGACAAAUGUGGACUGAAUCAGGUGUACGUCUAACUUUUAAAGGACUUGCGGGGUUUUCAAACCUUUCAGCAUCAUCCCGGUGACAAAAGAGGUAAAAAAAAAGGAUUCCUAAUUUCAAAAACUGACACUUUGAAGAAAAACGUAUUUAUAAUAAAGUUAAUUAUGAUAGUUCCUAAUGAUUCAUAAAAAAUGUUAAUAAAAUGGGCAGCAGUUUGGUUCCUCGUAGUUGGAAUGCAUUUAUUAACCAUUUCUUAGUUUUUACUGGAGAUGAAUUGUUAACUUCUUUGCAAUCUACCUCUCAAAUCCCUAAAAAAAGAGGAGAAUGAAUUUCCUGUUUGUCCAUUUCUGAUGUUUUUGGUUUUUUUUUGUCGUAGUUUUGCAUUGUCACUUCAGUCUGUUUUCGGUUCAAUUUUCCGCUGGAAUGGGAGGUUUUCUGUCUUUCUUUUCGUCUGCCAUCUUUGUUUGCAGAUUUGUCCAGAGCACCUGAUUGGGUGGGGAUCUCCAGGCAACCAGAAUUUAACUUUCCUCUCAACUUUUUGUUUUUCUUUACAGUCCUUGCCAUUUUUAUGUAAAUAGUUACUUUUUUUUAAAUGAAGGUAAUUCUUUUUGUUCUGAAGGCCUCUCAUUUUUUUUCUUUCCUUCAUGUUACAUCAUUUUACAAUCCCCUAGAUGGGCUUCUCUCCUUCUCACUCAUGACUAGAGGUCAUCCAAGCUGACACCAACUGUUUUCUAUAUGGAAAGGUUUCCUAAAGAUAGAUUUUUUGCUCUUUUUAAGAAUAAACUGUUCUUCUAAUAAGACUCCUAGAACUUGCAGGCCGUUUUCUUUUUGGUGAAGAGCCUGAAGAUAUUAAUUCAUUGAACUCUAAACAUCUCAGCAGCUGCAGGAGGGGGAGAUGGUUGUUGUGUGGCGUUCAAGUCAAAAGUUCGGAUGGUUUAAUCAUAGAGGAAAAAUAGCUUUCUAGAAGUUCUAUGUUUUAUUUAGAGCUCCAUACAGGGACAACAAAACUAUGCGAUGGAUUUAAAUGCAAUGACACCGAACAGAACCUCGUUUUAUCCUGAGGACGGAUCUGAUUUCAAAGCAGCUGUCCUGUGAAACAAUUAAAGGUGGUUACUGUGUAACUGUGAGCAUCAGUGUGUGUGGGGGGGAGGAUGACCACGGUGUAGUAUGUCCGCUUCAUCCCUGCAGCUGACCUGAGAGCACAGCGGUUAAUCAUCCACUAACCAGCAGAGACACGGAGAGAAGCCAGCCUGAGAGGGUGAACAAAGAACGCCACAAACAUCCCAGGCGUGGAAACACGCACCUCCUGCCCGCCGUUUGUGUGCGUCUGCAUGGUAGAAUGAAACUUUGGGGAGCGCUGUCCUGUUUGUGGAUUCCGUCGAGAGGGUAGAGGGCGUCCACAUGGGGCCUGGGCCUUGUCCGGGAUGCCAGCCGCUGCAGUGAAGCCCACCUCGGAGGACCUAGACGGAGACGGUUCUGGAGAGGAAGCCUCAGGCCAGGAGAGACUUUCUCUACCGUCCUUGAAAGUCCCCAGGGAGCUGCUGAGGAGCUUUCCUCACUCCAAAAGAGUGGGCUCCUAUCUUGUCGGGAGGAUGAUCAACAAAGGCUCUUUUGCCAAAGUGAUGGAGGGGCUGCACAUCGGCACAGGGGAGAAGGUUGCCAUCAAGGUAAUUGACAAGAAGAAAGCGCGGCAGGACUCGUACGUCCUGAAAAACAUGAAGAGGGAACCUCGAAUUCAUCAGAUGAUUCAGCAUCCUCAUAUUGUCCUUCUUCUGGAGACUCUGGAGACAGAGAACAGUUACUACAUGGCCAUGGAGCUCUGUGCAGGAGGGGACCUGAUGGACAGGAUCUGUGACAAGAAGAGGCUGGAGGAGAAGGAGGUCCGGCGCUACACCCAACAGAUCCUCUCCGCAGUGGAACACCUACACAAAUAUGGCAUCGUGCACAGGGACUUAAAGAUCGAAAACCUUCUUCUAGAUGAGCACAACAACAUCAAGAUUGUAGACUUUGGCUUAAGCAACACUCUGAGGACUGACUCUGUCCCUCUGGAGCUCCUCAGCACUCAGUGCGGCAGUCCAGCCUACGCCGCCCCAGAGCUGCUGGCUCACAGGAAGUACGGACCUAAAGUGGACGUGUGGUCCAUAGGUGUGAGCAUGUUUGCCAUGCUGACAGGAACUCUACCCUUCACUGUUGAGCCUUUCAACAUCAAACAUCUACACCAGAAGAUGGUGAACGGCGAGAUUGGCAGCUUCCCUUCUGACAUAAGCAAAGGCGCAGUGUCUUUCGUGAUGUCCCUACUGGAGCCAGAUCCAGAGAAGAGGCCGAGCGUCCGAGAAGCCAUGGAGGAGAAAUGGAUCAACGAGGGAUACAACAAGAAACCUCUGCACACAAUCUCCCACAAAAACAGGCUGAGUCCAGAAGACCUGAACUCCUCCGUGUUGACGUACAUGACGGACACUCUGGGUUACUCCAGCUCGGAGGUCACGCACAUUCUCACCUCCAACAAGCCCUCCUCCAUCAUGGCCAACUAUCACCUGCUGCUCGGCAAGUUCAGCAGAUGCCACAAAGGAGCCAAAGCUGCAAAGACUGAACACAGCAACGACAAAAGCUUGAAGCAGCCGGGUCGACCUCUGAGGGUGCCGCAGGCGAGUGAGAAUCAGAGAAAAGGAAGGAGGACGGAGGAUCUGCAGGGAAAGGGCCAAGAGGAGGUGGAUGAGAACUGCCCUCCAUCACCUCAUCUGCCCCGGCUUCCUUUGUCUGUCUCCCCAUCAAUGCCCCUUCGUGUUCCCUCUCCCUCCCUGGCUCCCAUCCCUGACUUCAUCAGUCGCCACGCAGAGGGCGGGGCGACUGAUGAAGUCGCCAUCACUUUGGACACAAGAGAGUUGCUAUUUCCUGAAGUGUCGGUGUUUGCUGCUCGGGAACGGGUCCACCUCUCACCUCCCAAAAGCUCGGCAUCAAAGCUUUGUGACUCGGCUCCUUGUCAAGUCCCGUCGUACGGCGAGCCGAGCAAAGACGGCAACGUCUCCAGGUCAACUCAGCACCCCAUCAGGACGACCCAGUCUGAUGGAGCCACAAACCCCGGGUCGGACGGUUUCCGUGACCACCAGGAUGCCUCUCAUCCUCUGAGCUUCAACCAGCGACUGGAGAAGCUGCAGACUUUUUUCUCCUCAGAGAAGAACAGCAUCUCCCCCAGAAUCCUCCAGGAAGCUGACACGCCCUCCUCAGACAGAGGGCACCUGAACAGCACUGACAUGACGCAGAACUCCCCCUCUCCUCUCCUCCCUCGCCUCCGCAACGUGGGACUGAAAGAUGGAGGAGGAAGAAAGGCACCCUGGGUGGGGCUGAACCGACCCGGGCCCCCUAGACUUCUAAUUAAUGGUUCAACACCUCCGGCUUUCCUCCCACAGAAGCAACACGCUUCAAACAUCAAGAGCUUGAGGCAGGAGAGGAGCAAGAGAAAGGAGCAGUCAGCAGCCAGAGGAGUAGGAGGAGAAGGAGAAGGAGAAAGAACCGGAGCCAAGAGGAACCCCGUUCAGUUACGUUCAUCUCUUCAACGCAGGGCCACAAACAUGAACCUGCCGCUGCUUCCCGCAGCCCUGCAGGGAAAGACCGACAGAAAGAGUCAGCUUCGGAACGUGGACUACUAAAAUGGAAGGAGGGAUUCUUACCAACAACAAAAGGAAACGCCGCUGAAACAGCUAUACCCUUCGCAUUCAGCAGGACUCCCAACCAAACGGACAAUACCAGCAUCAGUGCCAAAACCCUCAGCUUUAGCUGGAAGCUUAAUUCAUCAACCAGGCUUUAUUUUAAUGUUCAGCCGCCAUCUUUACCUCAAAUCAAAAUAUGGCAUCCAAGCAUCAGAAAAUCAACACCACUCCUUUGUUUUUUUAUGUGUUUACUGUUUUUGAAUCAACUUUUUUAUUAUUUGGGAAAUCAAACAGAAUCUCACUAAACAUCUCUAACAAUGGUUAAAUUAUUGCUUAAUAAAAACUUUUUAAAGGAC